Molecule: messenger RNA, 916 nt
Organism: Malus domestica (apple)
Lineage: Eukaryota; Viridiplantae; Streptophyta; Magnoliopsida; Rosales; Rosaceae
Source: RefSeq, a predicted model, not a curated record
UCGUAAAUUUUUCUGGAAGUAGAUGGAAAUGACCCAAUUACAUAUUUCCCCUGCUCACAGACAUUUUCAUUGCACCUAGAAAACCAGUUUUUUGUUAGAAAAUCGAUCCACAUCAAUGGCUCUUGUGAGAACAUCUCCAGGAACCUCCUCUGAUUCCAACACUUUUCGGAGUUAUCGCUACAACGUGUUCUUGAGCUUCAGAGGCGAAGAUACUCGCAAGACUUUUACCGACCACCUCUACACAGCCUUGAACAACGCAGGAUUUCUUACGUUCCGAGACGACGAUGAACUUGAGAGAGGAGAAGAUAUAAAGCCAGGACUGCAGAAAGCGAUCCAGCAGUCACGAACUUCUGUUGUCGUGUUUUCGAAAGAUUACGCUUCAUCCAGGUGGUGUCUUGAUGAGCUUGUGCUGAUCCUUGAACGCAAGAGGACCACCUCGGACCAUGUAGUUUUACCAGUCUUCUACGAUGUCGAUCCGUCCCACGUGAGGAAGCAGACAGGAAGUGUUGGAAAAGCAUUUGCUAGAAGCCAGAAAAAUCAGUCGUCGGAAAAGGUGGAGGGAUGGAGGAAGGCACUUGCAGAGAUUGCAGACCUAGCAGGCAUGGUCUUACAAAAUCAAGCUGAUGGGUAACUUUCAUUAUCUCCAUUUCUCUUCUCUUUCUUGGGUCAAUUUGAUGUAUGAUCCGUGGUGACCUAGAUUUUUAUAUGUUUAUUAAUUCAAUCUCAGUAGUGAAUAAUAAUCUCAAUUUAGGUCAACUUAAAGAAAUCACACUCAACUCAACUUAAGGAUUAGUCAUUUUCCAUGUUAAUCUACUGGUUUCCAGUUGCUUAAAUUUUUUUGAAAGCUGGUGUGGAAAAAAGUUAGGAUGUGAUCUGUCAUGUAUUUGUCUAUAGUUUGUAUAAAUUAUGCGCUGUA